CUCUCCAAUAUUCGUUUCGCUUCUAUAGCUUCUCUCUCCAUCCAUCCAUGGCAACAACACCAUCAACUCGACCGCAAAACCCCAAACAAUUGGCUCCUCCUCCUCCCGUCGACCUCGAGGGACAAACCAACCAAGCCCUUGAGCAAGAGGUUGAGGUUGUUGACUUCUCGAAGCGAGCUCGGUGGCUUCGCGCUGCCGUGCUGGGUGCUAAUGACGGCCUGCUCUCGACGGCAUCGCUCAUGAUGGGUGUGGGUGCUGUCCAUAGGGACGUCAAGACCAUGGCGAUAACCGGAAUGGCGGGGCUGAUCGCCGGCGCCCGUAGCAUGGCUAUCGGGGAGCUCGUAUCCGUGUACUCGCAGUACGACAUCGAGGUGGCCGAGAUCAAGAGAGAGGAUAGGAACGAAGCCCUAGGAGCUGAAGAGAUGGACUCGAGGAAGGAGAAGCUACCGAGCCCAUGGCAAGCGGCUGGGGCAUCGGCAUUGGCCUUUGCGGUGGGGGCGUUGGUUCCGAUCCUCGCGGCUGUGUUCAUAAAGGAGUACAAGGUGAGGGUGGCCGUGGUGAUAGUGGCGGUAAGCGUGGCAUUGUUUGGGUUCGGUGGGCUGAGCGCAGUCUUGGGGAAAGCGCGGGUGGUGAAGUCGGCUUCUAGGGUGCUGCUUGGAGGGUGGUUGGCCAUGGGCAUUACCUUUGGUUUGACCAAGCUGAUUGGAUCUACUGGUCUAUAAUAACUUAAGCAUCAUAUAUAGUGUUUACUUGAUGGUAUUAAUGGCAAGCAAUAAGAUUUACAUGUUUCUAUCUUAGGUC
Rhodamnia argentea is the source of this 801-nucleotide messenger RNA. Its product is annotated as vacuolar iron transporter homolog 2-like. The transcript has a single exon. The record is from RefSeq and is a predicted model, not a curated record. Gene Ontology annotation, biological process: intracellular manganese ion homeostasis. The coding region runs from base 48 to 722 and encodes 224 amino acids. Gene Ontology annotation, molecular function: iron ion transmembrane transporter activity; manganese ion transmembrane transporter activity. Gene Ontology annotation, cellular component: membrane. NCBI's taxonomy places the organism in Eukaryota, Viridiplantae, Streptophyta, Magnoliopsida, Myrtales, Myrtaceae.